AUGGAGACCAGUCACGACGCGUAUCCGCAGAACAACUUGACAUGGCGGAUUUUGCACAAGGCACAGAAGAAUAGCUAUGCUGUAGGAGCAUUUAAUUGCUACAACGAUGAUGGUGUGCUCGCCGUGAUCCGUGCAGCAGAAGCAAAGAAAUCCCCCGCAAUCAUUCAACUCUUUCCAUGGACGCUGCACUUUCAAGGGCCCGACUUCGUCCGGUAUGUAGUGGCUCGGGCACAUGCCGCCAGCGUUCCGAUUGCGGUGCACCUUGAUCAUUGCAUAGACGAUUCGGAUGUCGAGACAGCACUUUCACUUCCGCUAGACUCCAUCAUGGUAGAUGCCUCGGGAUUGGAACCAGAGACCAAUAUCGCCUAUUGCAGCGGCAUUGCGCGGCGAGCUGCGAAGCUCGGUAUCACUGUCGAGGCAGAGAUGGGCCGUAUCGAGGGCGGGGAGGAUGGCCUGAAGACCAUGGAGCUGGAAGGAUUGCUCACCGACCCCCACACCGCACAGGAGUUUGUAAGAAGAACCGGGGUUCACUUCCUUGCUCCAAGUUUCGGCAAUGUGCACGGACCGUACCCACCUGGAGGUGCAGAGAAGUUCUGGCAACUCGAUCGAUUGCAAGCUAUCGGCAAAGCUGUCGGGAAUGAUAUUCCACUUGUGCUUCAUGGCACUCAUCCGGUGGCCGACGAGCUAUUUCAUGAGGCAAUGGCACGUGGCAUUGUCAAGAUCAAUCUCAAUCGUAACGUCCGAGAUGAGUAUACUGCAUUUGUCGGCGAGAAUUGGUCAAAGGAUGAACUCACGCAGUUGAAAGAGAAGGCAGUCAAAGUCUACGCAAAGUCAAUAGAAAGGGCGAUGGACAUGCUUCGCAGCUCGGGGAAGGCAGCGUGAGAUCAGCCUAUGCUACGUUCACAAGGUGCGUUUUGCAUCAUGGCGGAUCUAGUGGGUCUUGAAGUCGGUGAUGACCGAACGUCUACCGGCGACUACCCGUCGGCUAAAUCCCGACGCCUGCUCCAUCCAACUACGGUAGCCAAAUAUAACAGCACACGCUUUUGAAUCUGUUGGUAUGCACGUCACAAUUGGUCUCUGUUCAUUUUAACUGUAUUACGUGCACAGAUAUGGCUUCCUCGGCAAUUACACAACGGUUGAAGCAGUGGACAUCAUGCGACGUAAGGCAUAUGGUCCAACAAAGAUCAUGAGAGAAGGACU
Macroventuria anomochaeta is the source of this 1200-nucleotide messenger RNA. RefSeq names its product fructose-bisphosphate aldolase. The transcript has 3 exons. Bases 1 to 882 code for a protein of 293 amino acids. Lineage: Eukaryota; Fungi; Ascomycota; Dothideomycetes; Pleosporales; Didymellaceae. Gene Ontology annotation, biological process: carbohydrate metabolic process. The record is from RefSeq and is a predicted model, not a curated record. Gene Ontology annotation, molecular function: zinc ion binding; aldehyde-lyase activity.